AUGGAAAACGAGCCAGCAAACCGAUCAAUGGACCAAAACCAUCAUCCAACAAUACCAGCUGCUGACGAACCGCCGUCGCACUCGGACAUGUGGAUGACCACCCUGGUACUCGCCCAGGAUAUGGCCGAGGUCUUGAAGGAUGGGGUCGAAGAAGAAGUCGGGAUGAUGUAUGAAGCGCUCGACCAGACUUUCAAGUGGAAUGAACGGCGCAGAGAACGCGUCGAGAACGCUCACAACGAACUCAUCCGUGUUAAUAGACAGGUUGAGGCCAAAAAAGAUGCUCUCGAAAAGAUGAAAGCCAACUCGACUGCAAGAGAAAACCAAGCAGAAAUUUAUUCCCUUGAACAAUCCGCAUACGAGGAAGCGAGAAAGAUCAAGGAACUAGAUGUCAGCAUAGGUGCUAUUAAAGCUCGAACCACAAAGCUCCAAAAUGAUCUUGGAGAAUUGGAACAAGCUGAACCCACUCGGUCGCCCGAUUUCGUUAUUGGAUCUUCUGUACUCAAGACAAAACUCUAUCAUGAUCUAGGAUUUGUACAAGUUCGGUCGGCUCUCCAAGAUGCCAACCACCCCGAACCAGAAAAAAUGUUUAUCCGCUGUGACUCUAACUGUACGGCUUCGAGGGUCGUUCGAAAGCCCAAGACGAAUCGGGACGGAUUCACUUUGGCAAAUGAGAUUUGGGAUGCAAUUUCAUGA
This is a messenger RNA of Puccinia triticina, 693 nucleotides long. RefSeq lists its product as uncharacterized. The coding region runs from base 1 to 693 and encodes 230 amino acids. The record is from RefSeq and is a predicted model, not a curated record. NCBI's taxonomy places the organism in Eukaryota, Fungi, Basidiomycota, Pucciniomycetes, Pucciniales, Pucciniaceae. The transcript is spliced from 5 exons.